Messenger RNA from Tinamus guttatus (white-throated tinamou), 1646 nucleotides. The record is from RefSeq and is a predicted model, not a curated record. Lineage: Eukaryota; Metazoa; Chordata; Aves; Tinamiformes; Tinamidae.
GCUCCUGCUUUGCAGGCCACAAAGAGCAAGGCGGCGGAGGAGGGCGAUGCUCCUCCGGCCAAGAGAGCCCCCAUCUUCUAUGGCAGCUUGGAGGAGAAGGAGAGAGAGCGUCUGGCGAAGGGAGAGUCAGGUCUGCUGGGAAAAGAAGGGGUGAAAGCUGCGAUCGAGGCUGGCAACAUCAACAUAAGCAGCGGUGAGGUCUUUGAUCUUGAGGACCAUAUGAGCGAGCGCCAGGCCGAGGUCCUCGCCGAGUUUGAGCGCCGCAAGCGAGCCCGGCAGAUCAACGUUUCCACGGACGACUCGGAAGUGAAGGCGUGUUUGAGAGCCCUCGGGGAGCCCAUCACGCUCUUCGGAGAAGGGCCAGCAGAAAGGAGGGAGAGAUUACGAAAUAUCCUUUCAGUGGUUGGCACAGAUGCCUUGAAAAAGAGUAGAAAAGAUGAUGACAGGUCUAAAAAAUCCAAAGAAGAGUAUCAGCAAACCUGGUACCAUGAAGGACCACGCAGCCUGAAGACAGCCAGGCUGUGGCUUGCUAAUUACUCGCUCCCCAGGGCAGUGAAGCGGCUGGAAGAAGCCCGGCUGCUCAAGGAGAUUCCAGAGGCAACCAGAACGUCGCAGAGACAGGAGCUGCACAAAUCCCUGCGGUCCUUGAAUAACUUCUGCAGUCAGAUCGGAGAUGAUCGCCCGCUGUCCUACUGCCAUUUCAGUCCCAAUUCCAAAUUCCUCGCUACUGCCUGCUGGAGCGGGCUGUGCAAGCUUUGGUCUGUGCCUGACUGCAACCUCGUCCACACGUUACGAGGACAUAACACCAACGUUGGAGCAAUAGUCUUCCACCCCAAAGCCACCAUCUCCGUAGACAAGAAAGACGUUAACUUGGCCUCCUGUGCGGCCGAUGGUUCUGUCAAACUUUGGAGCCUUGAAAGCGAUGAGCCUGUAGCAGAUAUCGAAGGUCACACCAUGAGAGUGGCACGUGUGAUGUGGCACCCAUCUGGAAGGUUCCUGGGCACUACUUGCUAUGAUCACUCCUGGCGCCUGUGGGACUUGGAAGCUCAGGAAGAGAUCCUGCAUCAGGAGGGACACAGCAAAGGUGUCUAUGAUAUUGCCUUUCACACGGAUGGGUCUCUCGCUGGGACUGGCGGACUGGAUGCUUUUGGUCGCAUAUGGGACUUGCGCACAGGACGCUGCAUCAUGUUUCUAGAAGGCCACCUGAAGGAGAUCUAUGGUGUUAACUUCUCCCCAAACGGAUACCAUGUUGCAACUGGCAGUGGUGACAAUACUUGCAAAGUGUGGGACCUCCGUCAGAGGAAGUGCAUCUACACCAUUCCUGCCCAUCAGAACCUGGUGACGGGGGUGAAGUUUGAACCCAAUCAUGGAAACUUCCUGCUCACAGGAGCUUACGAUAACACAGCAAAGAUCUGGACUCACCCUGGCUGGUCUCCUUUGAAAACACUGGCUGGUCACGAGGGGAAGGUCAUGGGCCUGGAUAUCUCCCUCGAUGGCCAGCUGAUAGCGACGUGUUCCUAUGACAGAACCUUCAAGCUGUGGACAGCGGAGUAGCUCAGAGUUGCUGAUGAGCUGGAACUGAGAUGUUAACGGCUUUGAACUUGGACAUUCUUACAUUUGGGCUUUUUUAUAUUAAAGGAAAAAAA